CUCCCCUUCACCAUCGUUAAGACAACCCAUAAACUAUUCAAUCAAUUCAAGACACAAUGGCUCCUCCAGCAUUCUCUGAUAUCUCCAAGAACCAAAACGGUCUCUUGAACAAGGACUUCUACCACGCUAACCCAGCUUCCAUUGAGAUCUCCACUGUUGCUCCAAACGGUGUCUCCUUCACCACCAAGGGUAAGACCUCUCCAAAGGAUGGUUCCGUUGCUGCUAACAUCGAGGCCAAGUUUGCUGACAAGGCCACUGGUUUGACCUUGACUCAAGGCUGGAACACCGCCAACGCUUUGGACACCAAGGUUGAGCUUACCGAUGCUUUGACCCCAGGUCUCAAAGCUGAGGUUGUCACCUCUUUGAUCCCAGGUGCUUCCCAAGGUGCCAAGUUCAACUUGAUCUUCAACAACCCAUCUGUCACCGCACGUGCGUUCUUCGACUUGGUUAAGGGUCCAUCCUUCAUCGGUGAUGCCACCUUCGGUUACGAGAACUUCACCGCCGGUGCUGAGGUUGGUUACGACAUCAGCUCCGGUAAGGUCACCAGAUAUUCUGCUGCUCUUGGUUUCGCUCAACCAAUCUACAACGUCUCUGUUACCGCUACCUCUAACCUGUCCGUCUUCUCUGCUGCUUACUACCACAAGGUUUCUCCAGUUACCGAGGUUGGUGCUAAGGCCACCUGGGACUCUAAGGCUGACGCUGCUGCUGGUAAGUCCGUCGGCAUUGAGACCGCUGUCAAGCACGUUUUGGACUCCUCUGCUUUCGUCAAGGCCAAGGUUGCUGACUCUGGUAUCGCUGCCGUCUCCUACAACCAAGUUUUGAGACCAGGUGUCAAGUUGGGUUUGGGUGCCUCUUUCGACGCUUUGAAGUUGUCUGAGCCAGUUCACAAGUUGGGUUGGACUUUGACCUUCUCUGCUUAAGACACUUUUAAGUGACUGAGGGAUGAACUCGUUUUUACACACAC
Williopsis jadinii is the source of this 964-nucleotide messenger RNA. RefSeq names its product porin POR1. Gene Ontology annotation, cellular component: mitochondrial outer membrane. NCBI's taxonomy places the organism in Eukaryota, Fungi, Ascomycota, Saccharomycetes, Phaffomycetales, Wickerhamomycetaceae. Gene Ontology annotation, molecular function: voltage-gated monoatomic anion channel activity. The transcript has 2 exons. The coding region runs from base 57 to 920 and encodes 287 amino acids. The record is from RefSeq and is a predicted model, not a curated record. Gene Ontology annotation, biological process: monoatomic anion transmembrane transport.